AAAAGGGAGAAGAUUAAGGAUCUUUCUUUGCCCCACACUGGCUACUCCUCUAAGCCUAAAAGCACCCUGAAGAGUUAUGAGAGAAGAAUAUGAGAGAUGCGUCGAUUUUAACCUGACCUUAGCCCUUGACACCGAGAAGGAAUACUUGCUAAACAGAGAUAUUUAUCCCUUCUCCUGCCCAUUCAAAACUGACGUGACUUCAUGCUCUGCUUCUGCCAUCCAGCUGACGGAAGACGCAUUUAGACAUUUUUUCCCCUCUGCAUUGAAAUGAAAUUCAAGAGAUUGCUUUCCCCUCCCUCCUUACCUUCUCCAAGAGGCUUGCCUUAUCAUAUCAUGCCAGAUGGGGCCAUGCGUUGAACAUCCCUUGGAGAUUUUUUUCAAAAAGGAAGAAAUCAUGUUAGCCUGGAAAAGUCUCUUUCAAGGUUUGCCUGUUCCUUCCCCUUAGCCAGCACUAGGAAUAAAGUUGCAGAAAAGGGGGGGGGGAUGUUGGAAUGAUUGACAGCUCUGAACUAUAGGCUCAUCCCUUACCUUAGGCCAUGCAAUCUGAUUGGCUGUCCCCUGACAUCCCCAAAGCACAGCACUUUUAAUAGAAGCUUUGGGUAGAUUGUCCGGGGGUGGGUGGGGGAAAGGGUUCAGUGAGGUUCACUUCUGACAAGGCAGAAAGUCAUUUCCCCCCCACUUCAGGGGGACUCUCUUGGGCUAUUAAGGGUUUGUGCAUAGAGGAGUGGGAUGGGUAAGAGGACAGAAAGAAUCUGACUUCUUAUUUGUUUUCUGUUUUUUACAAAAAAUUGUCCUUAAAUGUUUUUCGGCAAACUUCGUGGAGAGUGGUCUUCUCCUCGCCACCACGCCUGGACUAAUGGAUUACCACCUGCUUGGAUUAAUUUUAUCUUUUCUCUUUGGUGACGCAAAGGUCUUAGCCGGUUACCCCAUUUGGUGGUCCCUUGCAUUAGGCCAACAGUAUACUUCGCUGGGGUCUCAGCCAAUCCUGUGUGGUUCGAUUCCUGGCUUAGUGCCUAAACAGCUUCGGUUCUGCCGUAACUACAUUGAAAUCAUGCCCAGUGUUGCUGAAGGUGUGAAGCUGGGAAUCCAGGAAUGCCAACACCAGUUCCGUGGACGGCGUUGGAACUGCACCACCAUUGAUGACAGCUUGGCCAUUUUUGGGCCUGUCCUAGAUAAAGCCACCCGAGAAUCUGCCUUUGUCCAUGCCAUUGCAUCAGCAGGCGUGGCAUUUGCUGUGACACGCUCCUGUGCUGAAGGCACUUCUACCAUCUGUGGCUGUGACUCACAUCACAAAGGUCCACCAGGCGAAGGAUGGAAAUGGGGUGGUUGCAGUGAGGAUGCUGACUUUGGAGUGCUGGUUUCGCGAGAGUUUGCCGAUGCCCGAGAAAAUCGCCCGGAUGCCCGCUCAGCCAUGAACAGGCACAAUAAUGAAGCUGGAAGAACAACUAUCUUGGACCACAUGCACUUGAAAUGCAAGUGCCAUGGCCUCUCUGGCAGUUGUGAGGUUAAAACUUGCUGGUGGGCCCAGCCGGAUUUCCGGGCCAUUGGCGACUAUUUGAAGGACAAAUAUGACAGCGCUUCCGAGAUGGUGGUGGAAAAACACCGAGAAUCUCGUGGGUGGGUGGAAACAUUGCGUGCCAAGUAUGCCCUCUUCAAGCCACCAACUGAGCGCGACUUGGUCUACUAUGAGAACUCACCCAAUUUCUGUGAGCCCAACCCUGAGACUGGCUCUUUUGGCACCAGGGACAGGAUGUGCAAUGUCACUUCACAUGGGAUCGACGGGUGUGAUUUGCUCUGCUGCGGCCGUGGACAUAACACCAGGACAGAGAAGAGGAAGGAGAAAUGCCAUUGCAUAUUCCAUUGGUGCUGUUAUGUUAGCUGCCAGGAAUGCAUCCGGGUUUACGAUAAUCCCAUGGUUCAGCUAAAGCAGAACAUGGAAGAGAAAGAGGGACUGCCAAGAUAUUCCACAGAGACAGCUCCAACUCCUGAAAACCGAGAAGAAGCACAUUCUUUCUAG
Sceloporus undulatus (fence lizard) is the source of this 2017-nucleotide messenger RNA. It is a transcript of the gene WNT3, whose product is annotated as Wnt family member 3. The transcript is spliced from 5 exons. Bases 857 to 2017 code for a protein of 386 amino acids. Gene Ontology annotation, cellular component: extracellular region. Gene Ontology annotation, biological process: cell fate commitment; multicellular organism development; canonical Wnt signaling pathway. The record is from RefSeq and is a predicted model, not a curated record. Lineage: Eukaryota; Metazoa; Chordata; Lepidosauria; Squamata; Phrynosomatidae. Gene Ontology annotation, molecular function: frizzled binding; cytokine activity.